AUGGACACAAACCCUUCAGACAAAGCCAUUGGCUGGGCGCCUCUCUCUCAUAUUCACCUGUCAAGGCAUGACAUAGAUAGUAGACAGUUAGCUCUCUUACAGCCAGUUGUGUAUUAUAAAGAUAAUGUCUAUUCCCGGAUUCAUUCUCAUUCUAAAGAUCAUGAUGUUGGCUCAGGAUCGCAUGUACACGUCAGUUUGUCUAAUAAUGGAGAAAAUGUUUUUAUCGCAUCUGGUGAACCGAAUAGGUAUGGGAUGUCCCUGAUCGGAGAAUCAUUCAUGGCUGGAGUGUUAGAUCAUCUUCGUUCCAUAUGUGUAUUUACGAUGCCUAUCUCUAAUAGUUAUGAGCGCUUAAUGUCUAAGUCGCGGAAUUCAUCAUUUAUUUGUUGGGGGGUAGAAUGCAAAGAGUUACCUGUUAGAGCUUGUUGCCCUCCUGGAGAUGCUAAUGGUGUAGUAACUAAUUUUGAAAUUAAAACUUUUGAUGGAUCUGCAAAUCCACACCUGGGUCUUGCUUCUAUAAUUAUUGCUGGUAUCCAUGGCCUGCGAAGAAAUCUAUCAAUUCCAGAACCAGUAGAACCAGAGUCUUAUGUCUUCGAUUGGAACAACGAUGAUAUAAGGGUACCAGGGUCUCUAAGAUGCGCUAUUAUCCAUAUGGAUUCAGACAAAUGGUUUAAUGAAAUGUUGGGUCAAGAAUUUUUGUACACCAGAAGAGGAGUUGUCGGCGUACGUUUGCUUCUUUUUAAUGAGUUUCAAUUUAUUCACAUAAGAACUGAUUAUUGUCAGACUCUUAUGUAG
This is a messenger RNA of Solanum tuberosum (potato), 792 nucleotides long. Its product is annotated as type-1 glutamine synthetase 1-like. The coding region runs from base 1 to 792 and encodes 263 amino acids. Gene Ontology annotation, molecular function: glutamine synthetase activity. NCBI's taxonomy places the organism in Eukaryota, Viridiplantae, Streptophyta, Magnoliopsida, Solanales, Solanaceae. The record is from RefSeq and is a predicted model, not a curated record. The transcript is spliced from 4 exons.